Messenger RNA from Mesorhabditis spiculigera, 507 nucleotides. Lineage: Eukaryota; Metazoa; Nematoda; Chromadorea; Rhabditida; Rhabditidae. The record is from the annotation of a GenBank genome assembly.
AUGCUGAAUAAGCAGAUCACGAGCGUCAUUGCCACAAGGUUCGGCAAGUUACUGGUGACCGAGUCGAACGCGGGCAUUGUACUCCUGAAGUUCCUCGACCAAAAUGACCAAGAAACACGAGCAGAACUGGUUUUGGGAAAAUUUGCAGAAGAGGCGAAACGGUGCAUCAAUGGCCUAGACUGGAGCCCUCCACAAAACCCACCAAUUGUCCUCCAGGGCACCGAUUUCCAAACUGCCGUCUGGGAGGAGCUUUGCCGUAUCCCGAUGGGUUCUACGGUUACCUAUACCGAGCUUGCUGAACGAAUCGGAAAACCGACGGCCGCCCGAGCUGUGGCCAAUGCGUGUGGCCGGAAUCCGAUUUGCCUGAUCGUCCCCUGCCACCGGGUAGUCGGCUCCAAUGGAAAUCUCGGCGGCUACAGUUGCCCCCUCGGUACCGAGAAGAAGGUCGAGCUGCUUGCGGCGGAAAAAGAGGCGCUGCAUGUUAAAACCAAAACUUUCUUGCACGUU